AUGAUUGAACAAUUAGAUUUAUUUUCUUCGUUCUUGUCAGGCCUUGCGGCAAUGGCGUACUUACACAAUUUCUUCGUUUCCGUAAUACUAUAUCGGUCAGGUCAUGCUAAUGUAUCAAAUAUUCUAAAAGUAAUAUUCAACUUUAGCGGAAUAGCAAGAUCAGUGGUUAUGUAUGCUUUGGUAAUGGUUUCACAAAAUAUUUCGAAUGACCAGUGCUCGGCUUUAACAUAUUUACAAGAUGUGGCAAAUUUUUUUUAUCGGCAAGCUUUAAUGGGUUUUUUGUUGUGGAGAUUAAAACAAAUCGAGUAUUCUUUCUGGGAUCGAUGGAUUAGUUUUGGAUUGUUUACAGCUAGAACUAUUUUAAACUUUACUGAUAUAUUAAUAAAGCUUGCAUUCUUUGGUUAUGCAAGUCCAAAAUUAAUAACGCAACCAGAUACUUCUAACACUAUAUGCGAUUCAGCUCACGAAUUUGGAGCCUUACCGAUUUAUCUAAGUUUUGUGGGAAUUGACUUUAUCAUUGAUACAUUCGUAACCGUUCGUUUGGUUCAAAUAUUAACUGAAGGAAAUCGAAGUGCUGCAGAAGUUAACUCGAUAAUUGGAAGAAAACCUACAACAAAAAGAACUUUAUUCACUGCCGUUUUGUACUGGAAUUUUUUAAGAUUAACUAUAGACUUUUUAUAUAAUGCAAUAACCGUUAUUUUAGCUGUGGAAAAUCCUUCUAUUAAUAAUUCGGUACUUUAUAGUUUAAUGUGUUUUGUAACUAUUGCUCAAUCUUAUUUAAUCACUGUUGAUGCUGAAAUCGUUAAAGUUAUCGAGGGUAGUAGUGAAAAUCCUCCAAAUAUUGAAUGGUUGAAUAGUAUAAUUGAUGAUGGGAGAGGAACGCGGGACGUACCUCCUUCAUCUUCAUCAACCGCAAGGUCAACUUCAAAGUAUCAAAAAAUCAUUAAACCAUUAUUUAUAUCCACAUCCCCCGUUACUUGUCGACCACAGUACACUCCACCAACUGCAUUGAUACGUGAAUCUAUGCUUGGACAACGACAAACUGGUUCUUUUCAACUUAAUAAAGGAAAAAUUGUCGUGGUAUCAAUGCAAAGAUUAUCAUUUUUUGAAUGGGCUAAUAUGGUAACCGGUGCUGAUAAUAAUAGCGUUGAUAAUAAUGAAAAUUCUUAUAUUGAUCAUGAAUUUAAACGAACCAAAAUUGGUAGAGAUGGAAUGAUUAGCAAUAAUAGUUUAAAUAAUAUUGGAAAAGAUUCGGUUAGAUUAUUAGAUGGUAAUAAUUCUUUGAUACCUGAAUCUGCUUAUAUAAGUCAAUCAAGACGUGGUAGUGAUACUUCGACGAUGUCAAAUUCUUCUUUACAAACAAAAACCAAUGAUACUCAUUUUAUUAAUGAGUUAAAUUACAAACAAUCUUUUAUAUAA
Messenger RNA from Dentiscutata erythropus, 1419 nucleotides. The record is from the annotation of a GenBank genome assembly. NCBI's taxonomy places the organism in Eukaryota, Fungi, Glomeromycota, Glomeromycetes, Diversisporales, Gigasporaceae.